This is a messenger RNA of Sinocyclocheilus anshuiensis, 2806 nucleotides long. RefSeq names its product GRAM domain-containing protein 3-like. The coding region runs from base 576 to 1643 and encodes 355 amino acids. The record is from RefSeq and is a predicted model, not a curated record. Lineage: Eukaryota; Metazoa; Chordata; Actinopteri; Cypriniformes; Cyprinidae. The transcript is spliced from 12 exons.
UUAGCAUAUGUAGCGUUUCAACAACAACAAAAGCCUCAGUGCUUAACGAGGAAGCGGUUACUUUGAGUUCCUUUCAGGCGAAGAAUUACAGCGAUUCGACUUUCGCUUCUAUAAAUCAUGACUUGUUGACUGUAAACGCAUUCGCUUCUUGUCAAGCGCCGCUGCUGUGUUUCUCAGCAUGUUUUCACCUGCGGCUGCUGCCUCUGCGUGCAGGUGUUGCAUUACAUCAGCAAGCCACAGUCACACCAUCUGAGGUCAGAGGCUCCGCCCACUCGCAUUUGCAUACAGGAAAAAGAGGCAGCGGCCAUUGGAACAUGACCACAGACCAGAACUCUGUCUUCAGCUCCGCCCACUCAUUUGCAUACAGUGGGAAGGGAGCAGCUCCCAUUGGAGAAACUGCAGACCAUAGCUGAGUUCUAGCUCCGCCCCUCUCAUUUGCAUACAGAGGAAGACCAGACCUGUGUUUUUUAGACUCGCUGAGCCUCUAGACUUUAUUUAUUGCUUUUGGCCGAGCAUCAGACUCCAGCGUUAUGGCUUGAGGCCAGUUUUGUACACUCUUUUUAAUUUUUUUGAGGAUGAACAGAUCGUUGAGUUUACGAUUAUCUCGCAGGCAUGGAAAUAAUCUCUACAGCUAUGCGGCGGAUGCCGGGACGAUCCCCGCGAAGGUGAAGAAGGGGAGGAUGAAAAGCAAGCUGGGGAGCAGGAAGGGGUUUAGUUUGGAGGAGAAUCAGCUGGAGGUUCAGCAGCAGACCAAGAGCCUGAGCCGGCAGGUCCUGCACAGGUCUCUCACUCUUGAUAUCGACAGACCUCUGGAGAGAAGCGAAAGCCUCAACUCAAGAAGUAGUUUUAUGAAGCACAACAAAACAUUCCACAAACUCUUCCCAGAAGUCCCCGAGACUGAAGACCUGCUGCAUGCUUACGUGUGUGCGCUGCAGAAGGAAGUGCCUUAUCACGGCCGUCUGUACGUCACCGACAGCAGCCUGUGCUUCUUCUCCUCCGUGCUGCUCAAAGACACCAAGCUGGUCGUUCCCGUCGCCAGUGUGAGCGUCCUGAAGAAGCAGAACACCGCGCUGCUCGUGCCAAACGCUGUUUCCAUCCGAACCACAGACGGAGAGAAGUAUUUGUUCGUGUCUCUGCGUAACAGAGAAGGCUGCUAUAAGCUGCUGCGAUCCGUCUGUCCUCAGCUGGAGGACGGAAGUGCCAACAGCAGCCCUCUCUUCUCAUCAGCCGAGAGCAGCUUCGAUCAGGCCAAACCCCUGAACUCCAGUCACUCCAGUCUGGACGAGCGGGACGAAGUGUCUCCUCAGAUCCAGCUCUCUGCGUCUCCACUCGCUUCAGAAAACACUGCGAUCAAAAGCCCUUCAGCGACUCGCGGCUCACCGCAGACGGCAGACGAGAGCUCGGGUGACGAAGACACCGGAAGUUCGUGGGUCUGGAGCGUGACGGAUAGAGUGCAAUCUCUGCUCAUCCAAAGAGAAGUCAGCAACCUCAACACUCUGCUGCUCAUCUACCUGAUCCUGGUGUUUCUGCUCUUGUUGUCGUCUGGCUAUAUCGGCCUGCGUAUCGUGGCCUUAGAAGAGCAGCUGACGUCUCUCGGAGCCCUUCCUGAAUUCACCCUACAAAGCGGGUACAAGGAAACGUAAGGGAGCUCAUCCGUCUGAACUUUGGAAAGAACCACCACAAAAAGUUUUUAAAGAUCCACUAGCUGCCGCAGGGAAUGCUGGGAAGGACCUUUAUUUGCACAUGCGCCAGCUACUAAAACUCUGUGCGUCUUUGCCAAGGAAACAACCAAAGGCCACGCAUUACGGGACGCUGGUGUUGACGAAACGCGGGCGGUUUGUGUUAGUGCUGCAGCAACUCACCCAAAAACAACUAAAGACAACGGGUUUGUCUCUGAGGACUGUCAAAGACAACAAAAACAAACUACUUCCGUGGAAAAGCAUUUCAUCGGUUAUUGCUCAUGGAAGCGCCUUCGUUUGACCACUUUUACAACCAUCCAAAAAUGACGCAAAUAACUUUUUUUUUCUUCGUAAGUUUUACGUUUCCUUUCCGUCUUUUUCGUCAGUCUUUCGGUUUCAUUCUUCCUCUUACGUUUUUUUUUUUCGUAUAAAGGGUUGCGAUAUUACUGGUUUCAGUUUAACGAUAAAAAAGAGCUAAGCUAGCUAACCAACGCUCACUCAUUGUAGCACCUUUGUUGGACCACUUUUAUGAGCAUCAAAAAAUGUUGCAAAUAACUUUGUCAUAUAAGGGGUUGCAAUAUUACUGGUUUCGGUUUAACGAUAAAAAUAGCUAAGCUAGCUAGCCAAUUGUUACUCGUUGCAGCGCCUUUGUUUGACCACUUUUACGACCAUCAAAAAGUGUCACGAAAAAUUUUCUCCAUUUUUCCUUCCCAAGUUCCUUAUUUUUGAUGGCUAGCUUUGUCUUGUUCGUCUUUUGGUUUCAUUCUCCCUUAAUUUUUUUUUCGUAAAAAGGCUUGUGAUAUUAUAGGUUUAGUUUUAACGAUAAAAAAGAGCUAAGCUACCUAACCAACCCUUACUCAUUGCAGCGCCUUUGUUUGACCACUUUUACGACCAUCAAAAAAUAAAGUCGUGAAUAACGAUGUCGUAUAAGGCGUUGCGAUAUUACUGGUUUGGUUUAACGUUAAAAAAGAGCUAAGCUAGCUAGCCAGCCCUUAGUAUUAUUGUAUGUAUAGUCUAUGCACAAGAAACGCUCAGAUCAGGUAUUUAACAAGUUUUUGUAUCUUUUUGUCUUUUUAUACUUUAAGGAAACGAAGUAGUCCAACAUGUUGGUCUUUUCAUAAUCCGAA